CCAAUAUAGAAACAACGUCUGGCACGGAUCACUCUUUCCUCUGCUCACCACGUUGUUCCCAACAUUAUCCGAGACCGGCAGUACACAUUCAAGAUGCUGUUUUAAACGAGGUAAAUUUGCUUUCAAGUAGUGCUGUGAUUCAUAUCCGACGAACAAUGUCUGAAGCUGAAAAAACUGUGCAACAGAUUCAAGGAACCUAUCUGAAUGAUGAACAGCCACCAACUGAAUCUAGUACAUAUGUGACAGCCCGUUCUCCAGAUACAUGGCGAAGCACUAGUAUCUCCGGUGUGGAAGAUUGGUGCUCUGCACUGUCAGAAGACGGAACUACACUUGACGAUUUUAAAUCACUAGAUGACGACUUAGCAGAAGAAUACAUUUCAGACGACAACUUUGAAGAUCUUCCGGUCACAAAUGAGCCAGAGGUCCAAGCAGUCCCAGCUCAAAGUGAUAAGAAACCAGAGAGUCCCCAAGAAAUGUAUGCUGCUGUAAGUAGUGUCCAUGAACCAAAAAAGUACACGUCCAGCAUCCAACCGCUCCCUGCCAGUGAGCAUGUUGUGAAAGUUUGUGACGAAUCUAAACCAAUAAAAGAUGAUUUAAAGCUUUCGACGGAAAAACAAAAUGCCCCACAGUUGAAAAAAACAGAAAACUGUACACCUGGAGACACAGAAAGAGACCAUUUAAAAGUUGUAUCGCCAAAGACAGCAAAAUUUUAUGAGCCUCCUAAGUAUUCUUCUACAGUCAGUAAAAGCGAAAUGACUGAUGUCAAAACUGAAGUAAAAAAGUCGUAUGAAAUUAAAACUCAUAUAAAAGAGGGUGGAUCUACUCGUGAAAACAUAGUAACUCAUCAGGGUUUAGACAAGCAAUCCAGUCAAGCUGGAACUCAGGACUCUAGAACGGAAAAAAUUCAUAAAAUUGAAGUCCUAGAUGAUUCCAAAGGAGAAAGUCGACAUGAUUCAUCUCUUGAGACUGCACCCGAUAGUGCAUUAUCCAGUACCGAAUCGAAGGCGAAAUUAUUGCAAGAAAUAGAGAGUCUUAAAUCUAAAUACUUUAAACAGCCACCAACGCAAAGCGUAUCAGAAGGUGAGGACUCGAAAACCAGAUCAGAAACAAUAAGUUACGGAUUUUCUGCUAUGCCAGGCACAAGUUCAUAUCAGUCAUACCAGGACCAGAAGACCUCUGAGAUAUCUCGUGUGGUUUAUUCUAAGGAAGUGACUGAAAUGCAUAGUAUGACAAGCAUAUCUUUCCAACAACAAUCUUUUGGGAAAAAUCUGAAUGAAAAGUGGCAGUGCACGGAACCUCAAGUUAAAACUAUGAAAGCAAUUUUACCUUCUGAGGAUAAACCUGAUGAAUUUGAAAAUAAGUUAAAAGAGAGCAAAGAAUGGAUCCAAUUAAAAAUCCAGGAAAUGCAGCCGGCGAUGACGGAUAUAGGGACCAACCUUCAAGAAGCCACAGACCUAUAUCAACAGCACGAGAAGGUCCUUGAAAAACUGCAGACGAAACAGAGUCCUGUGGAAGAAUUACUAAGGCAAGCUGAUGACCUCAUCUCAACGCAAAAGCCGAGAGGAGAGGUGUAUUCUGCAAUGGCUGAAAAUUUAGGUUUAGCCUGGAAAGACCUCAACGCUCAGCUUGAACAAAGGAGGCAAAUACUCGAGCAGGCCGUCGCCUUCUUUUCCAAAGAAGAUCUUUUUGUUGACAGUUUGGAAAUUCUUAAGAAAAGUGUUUCUGAUACAAUUCUUCCAGUGACGGUAGAGUCAGCAAUGGCCAUGUUAUCACGCAUUAAAGAUGAACGGAAAGCUGUGCUGACAAAUUCCAUGCGAAUGUUGAGCGAAGGUCAGCUGCUGUUGGAACGAUUAUGUGAAGUUGGCACUCACAGUAUGGGGGAUUCCAGGCCUUUACACAUGCAACAUGCAGCUCGACAGACUGCCUCUUUCGUAGAGAGACACAUGGAGAGUCUUCAAGACCGCUGGCGGCAUCUGGAGUCUUUGUGGAACCAAAAGAAGAUUCAACUGGAGCAAUGCCUAAGUAAAUGCCAGCUCGAAGUUCAACUCAGCGAGGUUGAAAGUUGGAUUCGAACAAGAGGUUUUGAUUAUGCAAACCAGAGGAAUCUUGGAGAUUCGUUAGCGAAUUCUGAAAUCCUGUUACAUGAACAUCACAAGAUUGAAGGCGAAUGCAAAGAGAAACAAGAACAAUGCCUGAAACUGGUCAAAUCGGCUGAAGAUUUAAGUCGUCGUGGAAAUUAUGCAGCAGAAGAAUUAAGGAGUAGAGCAUAUCUCCUUCUUUCUGACUGCGCUGACCUUACGACAAGCGUAGACCAAAGACGGCAGCUCUUGAUCGACUCUGUCGAUUUCUUCAGAAAGGCUCAAACGGCUCAAACGAAACUCGACCAGCUCGAAAUCCAAAUAUCUACUAGCGAGAUGGCGACUUUAUCAUCUACAGUAGAAGAAAUUGCAAGUCCAGUGAUUGAAUGCGGCCGAAGGAUAUUAAAUACCGUUGGAAGUAAAGAACCGGGAGCUCAAGGUGUCGCUCGAAAGGUUGAGGAGUUGGAAGCUAAGAAGAUAAAACUUUUUGAUUUAUGCAAAGCCAAAGAAUCUGUUGCGUUGGAGAGGACUUCAGCUUUCAGAAAGUUUUGUGAGAAAUGGGAUGAGCUGAUGAAAUGGUUGUCCAACAAUGGCCAAUUCUUUGUCCAGAGGACACGUGAUAUGGGCACAACUCCGACUGCUGCCAAAACAUUUGUUGAUCAUCAUGAGAGUUUGCAGAACGACAUGAGGAUGAAAGGCAUGGAAAUGGAAGCCUUGUUGAAGACAGUUCCAAAUCUAGUUCGCUGCGGAGGCGAGGAAGCGGAAGUAGUGCAUAGCAAGUCUGACACUUUGAAGCAACAGUGGUCGCAGCUCAGAAUCAUGUUAGAAAAAAGAAUUUCAAUCGCUCAAAGAUACUUCGCGUUUUUGAAACUUUCAACGAAGAUUUCUAAAGAAAUGGAUGAACUGGAGAGGUUAGUACGACAAGCCAUUGAUUCUGGGAAACAAUCAAAUUUCCGUGGCAUUGAAGAGAAACAAAUCGCCCUGAAGCAAGAUAUAAUGCAGUUAAACAACAAUGGGAAGAAUUUUCUAGACGAUGCUCGAAAAGUGGAUGAUAUGUAUCUGAAUAUGUCUCAACCGAUUUCUACUGUGGAAGAUAUCUUAAAUCGCUUGGAAAUGAGAAACAUCUCAAUUAGCACUCAAUGGUUAAAUUAUCAAAAUGAACUAAGUGCUAUCAAAGAGACCGAACUACAAUGGGAACACCUUGUGAAAGAUUCUCACAGAGUUAUAAAAUGUGUUAAUGAGCUGGAGCGUAAAAUGUUUCCCGUGAUUCCUCAAGAAUUAAAUAGAGUGGAGUCCAUUUUGUCUUUUCUUGAAAAUCGUAUGUCAGUUCUUUUACCACAGAUCAAGUCUGUCCAAGGGGAAAUCGAUAAUUUCUUGAAGAGAUCCGAGAAUCUUAAUCCUAAAGAUGAUACGCACAAUGAAGGACGCCAAAUGCUACAGCAACUGCAAAAUGUAAAUCAAGGAUUCCAGAAGAAACUGACAGACUAUCAAAUCUUAGUUUCCAUGAUGACAGCAUACUUCCGGAAUUUUGAAGAGCUGGAAAAACUAGUGGACAUGCAGGAGUCACAAUUCAGGGUGAGUUCAUUACCUACUGAACUGAGCAAGGUGGAAGUUUUAGUUCAUGAUCAUCAGAACAGUAAGCCUACAGUUAUGGAGUUGUUCAAAUUCAGCUAUACUGAAGCUCAAGAACUUGUCAAGAAGAUUAAUGAAGCUGAACCGGCAGACGCAGCUGCGAAAGACAGAGAAAAAGUCAUUGGUAUUCAUGACGCAAGAAAAAAAGCUUUCGAAAAGGCGUGGGAAGAACACAGAAACCGACUGGAGCGUCAUCACCAGCUGAGCAUUUUCAAUAGAGAUAUGCACUUGAUAAACCAACAGAUAGAAGAUCUGAAUAACCAGCUAUCAUCCAUAAGAGAAAGCCGAGGAGACAGCCUGCCUGCUACACUGCACACUUCGGAAGCUUUCUUACAAUUCGAAAAGACUAUUGAGUUGCUUCAGAUACGCAUUCAGGAGUUUGUUAGUACUGCUGAGAGGUUAAUACGUGACCAAAGAGUCGAUUCUACACUCGUUCGGCAAGAGAUAACGACGAUGCAGAAAAAGUGGUCGACCUUCAGGACGGAAGUAACUAACAACAGGCGACUUAUUGAUGUUGCCAUAGAAUAUUUCAAAACCAUCGAAGAGGCGGAAGAGUGGUUAAAAGAAGGUAGUCGUUUGCUAAUUUCGGUUGCCCGGAAAUCAUCCUCCUGCUCGAAAGAAAGUGAUGUCGAAAACCUAAGGAAAGAAGUUCAAGAUUUCUUAAACAAAGGCAAAAGCAAGCAAGAGGAGAGGAUGAGAAAAAUAUCGUCUCUAUCGAUUGAAUUAUAUGGUGAUCGACCUCGUGAGUCCACUUUUAUGGUGACAAACAAGAAUAAAGACAUGAUAGAUUCAUUUGGUGUUAUCACGACAGAACUUAACACUCUAUCCAGUAAUAUUAAAAUAGCUGAACAAACGAAGAUUGUUAAAGAGAAAGGAAAGGAGGAAAUGAAUGCUGUUCUUCACGCUGCUCAAGCUGAAGCAGAAGCUGCAAAAGCAGCGGCAGCAGCAGCCCAAGAAGCUGCUCAGCUGGCUGCAGCUGCCGCCAAAGCUAUCCCUCCUAAACCUCAGCAGAAGCCACCUCGCUUUAUCAAAGAAUUACGUGAUUCUGAAGUGGCCGAAGGAGUUAAAUUCACGUUCGAAUGUGAAGUUGAUGGAGAGCCUAUGCCUCGGGUGCAAUGGUUCAAGGAUGGUAUCUUAGUGGAGAAUAAUCCUGAUUAUCAAACUUCAAUGGAGAGAGGAAUAUGUAAACUAACUAUUGAAGAAACGUUUUCCGAAGACACAGCGAAAUUUGUAUGUAAAGCCACGAAUCCUCUUGGCGUUGCGGAAACCCAGAGUUACUUAUCCGUAAAAGAAUCUCGUCCUCAGAAUGAACUUAUUCCACCUCACUUUGUCCAAGAACCUCUUGAUACCGUUGUGUCUGAAAGAGAACCCCUAGUCAUGGAGUGUCAAGUAUUUGGCAAUCCUUUGCCUCUCGUGUCCUGGUUUAAGGAUGAUGUGUGCAUCGACUAUUCUACAGAUUAUUCCAUUACGUACAAUAAUGGAUUUUGCACUCUGAAGAUUGAAGAAACAAGUCCUGAUCACCAAGGAAGAUACACAUGCCGUGCUGUGAAUCAAGUUGGGCAAGUGGCUUGUAGCGCUAAUUUGAAAGUCACAACUUCUGCGCCCUCCGAACGCCCUUGCUUUAUCGUCCCGCUUUCAAAUGUUAUGGCACGUGCAGGGCAGAAACUUCGACUGGAAUGUACAAUUUCUGGAGAGCCACAGCCCCAAAUCACAUGGCUCCAUAAUUCUAAAUCCAUAAAAGAGACGAGAGACACAAAGUUCCACUUUGAUGGUCGCAAUGCUACUCUUGUUAUCACAGAAGCCUUUCCAAAAGAUGCUGGUACUUACACGAUCAUAGCACGAAAUAAAGCUGGUGAAGCUGUAUCUUCCUGUAAUGUGUCUGUCAAAGGAAGAUUGCCAUUGGAGACGUCUGACUCUGAAAUUGCAUCUGAUAUUGAACCAGCUAAGCCGCAGGUGAAACAACAAUUGGAAAACCAAACUGUUUUUGAAGGGAAUAAAGUGCGCAUGGAUUGCGUGAUUGUUGGCCAACCGGAGCCGGAAGUUAUAUGGUACCACAAUGGAAAACCUGUCAAAGAAUCUGAUGAUUUCCAACUGCUGUUCGAAGGAGAUCGUUGCACUCUUAUCAUCAAGAUGGCUUAUUUAGAAGAUUCUGGCACUUAUAAAUGUGUCGCGAUUAAUUCAGGUGGAGAAGCUUCCAGUGUUUGUCAACUAAAAGUAGAACCUGUUGUAGAAACUGUACAGAAGAGUCACGUGAGUCAAAAGGAUAUUCUCCUAAGUAUCGAGAAAAUGGAUCCACCCAAAUUCGUGAAAUUACUGGAAGGCUUGGCUGUGACGGAAGGUCAGCCUGUUGUUCUGGAAUGCCAGUUGCUGGGAGGUCCAGAAACCACUUUGUCUUGGUACAAAGAUGGACUUCAAAUAAUGAAUUCACCCGCGUACCAGAUUCAGACUGAAAGCUGUGGACUUUCCAAACUAACCAUUCCUAUGGCGAAGAUCAGUGAUCGUGGCACUUAUUCUGUGAAAGCGCAGAACAAAGCUGGAGAAGCUCAAAGUAUCUGUACAUUAUCAGUGUCUCCUGAAACAGUUCCUAUGAAAUUUAGACAAAUAUCUCAAGAAACCCCUCCAGUCUUCAUGCAGCAUAUAGAAAACCAAGUACUUCAACCUGGUGCUACUGCACGAUUUGAAACAAUUGUUGAAGGUAGCCCCAAACCUACGGUUCGGUGGAAUUUCCAAGGAAAAGGUGUUCCAAAGGAUGAACAUUAUAAUGUGGGUACUGAUGGGGAAAAGAAGUACUGGCUGGUUAUUCGCGAUGUAUCAAAAAAUCACACUGGGAGGUACUCAGCAAUUGCUGAAAACAACGCCGGCAUCGCUACAACUUCCGCAUAUUUGUCUGUUGAAGAAGCCUCGCUGCCAGAAAUUGAUUCGGCGUAUGAAGAAAACAUAGCUCAAUCUAUGGUUAUGACUCGAAAAACAGUUGUGGAGAAGAGUACGAUAAGUAGCACCAUAGACCAUGUGGAUGAGAUGGAUUUCCAACCUCCAACAUUCCCAGUCUUUUCAUCUCUUCAAAGCCAACAGCUGGUAAAAAUGGAACAGACACCCAUCAUAGAACAACCCCCAAGCAAACCUCCCAAAUUCACUAAACCUGUAUCGACGGCUAUUGUCACAGAAGGCGAGAAACUUUUGUUAGAGGCGCAGUACGAAGGUGUCCCCGAACCUACUAUUCAAUGGUUCAAAGACGAAGUGGAAGUUAAAAAUCGACCGGGUCUUCAAAUAUCAAGCGGAAGCAACAGAACAUCUGUAUUUAUCUUGAAGAGUUUUGAAUCAGAUGGUGGGAAAUAUUCCUGCGUGGCGGCUAAUGCAGCAGGCAAAGCCACCAGUAUUGCCGAAGUCAGAGUUAAACCCUACCGUGAGGCUCCUAAAUUCAAAAGAAAAUUGCAAGCGGCUGUUGUUAAAUCAGGUAGUAGAGUCACAUUAGAAGCAGAAGUGACUGGAGUUCCAACGCCAGAAAUUAAAUGGUACCGAAAUGGAAACCCAAUCGAAAAUUCUCCAGACUUUAGGAUAUCUUCCAGUGGCAACGUUCACACACUGCUCAUCAGCGAGGUAUUUCCAGACGAUUCUGGAAGCUAUAUGAUCGUGGCCAGUAACGUGGCUGGAGAAGCCAGAAGUCUGGCCGAUCUGGUUGUGGAGGAAGACAAAAGCCCUGUGGAGGAGUCCUAUAUCAGCAUGCAUCAAAAGAGAGAAAUGUUCACUAAGAUUUCUAUCAAUCAAACAGAAGCGGUGCAACCGUUUCCGACUCAUCCUAGUGUUUCAAAACCGUUGGCUGAGGUCAAGUUGCCAUCUACUGACGUUAAGCUGCCACCUUCUCCUCCUCCGAUGCCAGCGGUAACGUCUAAAGUGUGGACUCAAGACAAACCAGAACCUUUUCCUGCACCAGCUAUAACUGAAGCACCAGAACCAGAACCUAUUCCAUCACCUGAACCCAUUGAAGAAGAAAAGGAAGUACCACUGACGAUUACUGAGUCAAAUUUUGUGCCUCCGCCUGACAUUCUGAAGCCAACUCUCUCAGAAAGCUUCGUGAAACAGUCCAUCGAAAAGUUCUCUAAGCAGGAUGUGAAGAAACAGACUGAAACUGAUCAAAAUAAAUUAGCACCUAAAACUCAGACGCAACAGCCAAUUGUUCAGAAUGGUAUAGAUGUAAAUUUCGGGCCAACAAGUUCCUUUUCUAAACAAAGUACAUUCAUUUCUGAAUCGAGGUCUGUAUCGUCAACAGGGUUCGUUUCAACACCCAUAGCUUCUCACUUUACUCCAACAAAGAAAUUUACUCCUAAACCUAUUGCUGCACCUCAGACUGCACAAGAAAAACCACAAAAAAGUUUAGUACCGAUAUGGAGCCCUCAAAAAGAAGAAAAGCCAAAAGUUCCGUGGCGGAAAGUUGAACCACCGUCGACAGUUGUUGAUACAUUGAAGACACCCAUAAAACCUUUGCAGAGUGUUUCAGAAUUUAGCAUGUUGCGGAAAGCUGAAGUAACAACAGGAACUGAACCAUUUCAUAGUACUACAGAAACUAAAUUUAUGUCAACUGGAACUACAGCAUCUGAAAGUAAAUUUUCCUCCACUGAUGCUAAAAGUACUUCAAUAUCGACAACAUCUUGUCAAACCUCUUCAACGCCAACUUCGUUCUAUACGACGGAAUCAUCCACCACUACGCGGACGUCUUAUUCCACCGAAGAAAUUUCGAUCACCAAGAAAUACGAAGUUGUUUUGGAGCACAAGUCCGAGACAAUUUCAUCCUUAGACGAAAGUUCUAAAUCCCUACCCAAACCUAUUAUUAAAAAAGAAAGUGGAAGCGAACCUAGGCCUAAAAAAGAAGUCGUCAUUGAAGAAGAGCCCGUCGUUGGGGCCGAAGUUAAGCCACCACAUUUUUCUAAGGUGAGGGGUGCAGAAUCCUUAAGGAAGAUAUAUGCCGAUAAUUAGAUUUAGCAAUCAACUAGACCAGUGGUCGCCAACCUAAGACAAGUUCACAAGUGUUGUUUAUGAUUUUUUGCUUGUUUGCUGGUUAGGUUUUUAAGUGAGUUUGUUUCCCCCCGUUAUAAUUUUCUCAAUAAAAACUCUGUGUAGCUUUUCCUAUU
Molecule: messenger RNA, 8836 nt
Organism: Stegodyphus dumicola
Lineage: Eukaryota; Metazoa; Arthropoda; Arachnida; Araneae; Eresidae
Molecular function (GO): protein binding
Source: RefSeq, a predicted model, not a curated record